This is a messenger RNA of Physcomitrium patens, 2506 nucleotides long. RefSeq lists its product as uncharacterized. Gene Ontology annotation, biological process: male meiosis II. The record is from RefSeq and is a predicted model, not a curated record. Lineage: Eukaryota; Viridiplantae; Streptophyta; Bryopsida; Funariales; Funariaceae.
GGCGACACUCUGCGACUCCAGGAGAUAGAUAAAUUCCUCUAAACCUGCAUGAGAAGAGCUUUGGUAGAUCAAAAGUAUUGUGACUACACCCGCCAGAUAAAGCAUUUUCGCUUCGGAGAAGAAUCCUGGUGUCGGGCAGGGGGCAGAGAGGGAAUUUCGGUAUUUGGCACUCGUCUCUCCCACGGAAGUGUGUAUCGGUGGUCGAUGGUGCUCGCAUUGGGCCCUGGACCGCAUUGGGAGGAGCAUGAACCGUAGGUGAAGUGGAUUGGGUAUUGUUGGCGAUGGAGAGACCUAAACAUAUGCUGAACACGGUAUUAUAAGGAUCGAGGCGGGAUGGGGUGGGUGUGGAUGUGCGUCGGAAUCAGAAAUAAAUCAGCUCGCAGGAUUGGGAGAAGAGUGAGCAGCGACACGUACGAUUCCAGGCUCGCGCACCAGUACGACUUCACCAAGACUCCGCGCAUAGAAGACUUCUUAGAUCCCAGAGCAGCUGGCUACGACGCGUUCGUCAACAGCAAUGCGCCAUUGUCCCCGACAUCAUCCAAGGAAGCCUCAUCGUUGGGAAGAAAUGCGGAUGAAACUUGGGAGAGGGAUUUACGUGCACGUGCACUGGACGGCAACGAUCGGAGUCAUAAGGGAACACAUGAAUUUCGGCAUUCUGCCUCCAACGAGAGAAUCAGAAAUAAUUAUGGGCUAUACUGGGACAACACUGAUGAUUUGCCUGAAAUAAGUUUAGGCUCUAUCGAUUUCCCACGAAUAACACCACCCACGCGGAAGUCUGCCUCUAAACAUUUGAUAGAUGUCGACGAACCUAGCAAUGGUCCCCUGGCGUUGGCUGCUAUGCCUGCCGUGGCAAAAAGCGCUGCAAGGACGCAAGAACCAAGUUCGCUUCCUGGUUUGCUGUCCAAGGAAGUUCAAACUACAGAAAGGUCACGAAAUGUAGCUCUGAAGCUGGCAAUGACCACCAACUGCAAGGAUUCUGGCAUGGAGUGGGUUGAGUUGCAGAGUGGUGCAGGAGGAACUAACAGUUAUCCAAUUCAUUUGGAGCCGCACGAGCUUCUUCCUGCCCCGGAGACCGCACGUUCUCAACGCCCUCAUUCUGCGCCGCUGCUGGAUCUUUCGGAAGACCAUAUAAAAGCCUCAAAAGCAGUAAUUGCUUUCAAGGAAAGCAGACGAGAGUCGGGAGUAGCAGAUUUCACUCCCAUGGAUCAGCCUGCUCCAAAACCUUCGUACAUUGGCAGCCUCUUCUCGUCAUCAAGAAAAUGGUCCUUGCAACCUGGGUCUCGUCUGUCUCAAGCACCUUUAUCAACCGUUGCAGAAUCCUUAUUCCAAACGGAGGAGCCCCGGGCCAAGCGAAAUAGCGAUGUUACCUUCCAUUCGUCCAUCAACAGCAACUUGCCACAAGGGCGUCGUGGAUCUCACGACGGGGUUUGUAGUAGUAACCCUGUCCCUGACAAUCAGCAACAAGAAACCCCAGGGGGGUUGUCCGUAAAUUGGAGUGGAACAGAAGCUUUGGACACUGAACUUGCGACAAGGGAUGUUUCUGAGUUUCUCUCCACGGAAGAGUGGGACGACUGUGUGCUCGUGGAGAAGGUAGAAGAAUUGCCAACCCAAAGAGGGCAAACGAGGCAUGAGCCCCUAGAAGUGGAAUCCAAUUCUGGUUCAUGCAUUGAAGUUGCUUCUGGACAGAGAGAUGAAAACGUAAGUGGCAAUCAAGGGCGAGGUAGGGAUUUGUCUCCUGCUAAAGGUGCAACAAGUAGCAUCGAUGGUCGUAUCCUUGAUCAGGGUUCAGACUCCUCAACCAGUAGCUCAGAAGUAGGGUCACGAGAUGAAGCAGCUUCGGCAUCUCCGAAAGUUGAAACGUUUGGAAGGAAAGAAUCUGGUAGCGUGCGUCGGAAGCCAAUAAAAAUCGUAGUUUCGCAGUGUGAGGGUCGAAAAGAGAAUGACACGGUGAUGGGAACCCCAGUCAGGAACAUUCUAGUUUCGCCGGAAGUGUUUGUGUCGCCCAAACCUACAACUUCGGAGCUGAAUUUCAUGCGGGUGAUGGACAUGAAUCCUGAGGAAAGGCCCAUAUUUGGCUCCCUUGCUGAUCAUUGGGAGGCUGCGUGGGCUACGAAGCGUCCAGCGUGGGACGGCAAGGGCAUUCCUAAUUCCACCCACAAGUACAGAGAGGAUCAGAAAGUAAUGUGGCAUGCAACUUCUUUUGAGGAGCGUCUCGCACAAGCUUUAGCUUCCCAAGAAGCUGUUCCCCAGAGGCCAAACAGGUUCACAGGACCAACCGUUCGAUGAGCCAGUCCCAAUUCAUAUUAUUUUUUCAUCGAACUCGGCAUUAUUCGAAAAACGAAGAAACGUUUGCAUCCACAAUAUAUAGACCCAUCAAGUGACGCCUUUUGUAUAAAUUACUGCACAAGCCUGCUGGUGUGGAUUUAACAAACACCCAACCUAGCUGGCCCCAACCUGUAUAUUUAUCUUGUAAAAAAUAAUGAAGCACACUCUUAUCCUUCGUUUA